CGAGCCCACUGUCGUUGUCCUCCGUCCGCGCUCCUGCGACAUUCCGAGUCGAUAUGAAGUUCCUCCGUUACAACUCCCCGACCAUUCAGGUCGCGCUUGUCGGCUUCGUAUGUUUCUGCACUGUGGGUAUGUACUCGGCCGUGAGCAAUCUUGGAGCUGGAGGCAGUCAAGAUAUCGCGCUCACUGAUACGGCUAGCAGUGUCCUGUACGGCAUGUUUGCUAUCAUGAGUAUUGUCGCCGGCUCCAUCAACAACGUCCUCGGACCAAAGUAUACUAUGUUCCUGGGCACGACCGGUUAUGGGCUUUACGUCGGUUCGCUUUGGUGUUUCCAAGUCCAGGGCACUCGGUGGUUCGUUAUCUUCGCUGGAGCCAUACUCGGUGUCUCUGCAGCACUCCUCUGGGCGGCACAAGGGGCCAUCAUGAUGUCGUACCCAUUAGAGAAGGACAAGGGACGUUCGUUCUCCCUUUUCUGGGUGAUCUUCUCAAUGGGCUCCUUCAUCGGUGGUCUCAUCGCAAUGGUAAUCAAUCUCAACAAGGGUGGUCUCUCCGCCGUCACAACAUCGACAUACAUCGCCUUCGUCGUCAUCAUCCUCUUCGGUAUGUGCCUGAGUUUCACGCUCCUGCCACCAAGCAGGAUCGUCCGUAGCGAUGGAACACUCGUCAAACUGCAGCAGUCGAACACCAUAAGGGUCGAGGCGAAGAACUUGGUGAUGAGCAUCAAGGAUAGGAGACUUCUGCUCUUGGUGCCUAUGUUCUUCGGUAGUAACUACUUCUACGCGUACCAAGGAGCCUUCACAUUCGCACUCUUCGACUCCUCCACCCGUGCCGUCACCGCCGUCCUCAGCGCCGCCGCCCAAAUCACCGGCGCGCUCGUAAUCGGCCCCAUCCUCGACUCCCUCCCCUUCCACCGCCGCACCCGAGGCUACAUCGGCCUAGCCAUCGUCUCCUGCUUCGUCAUCGCUUCAUGGGGCGGAGGUCUUUCGUAUCAGCUUACUUUUACGCGUAAUGAUCCGCCUUCGGUUAUUUCGUAUAAGGAUAGCGCGUAUGGGAAGCCGGCUGCUUUGGUGUUUUUCUGGUAUUUCGGCGAUGCGAUGUAUCAGGCUCUCGCUUACUGGAUCAUGGGCGCGAUGUCCAACGACCCGUUCACGCUCGCUCGGUAUGCAGGGUUCUACAAAGGUCUUCAAUCCGCCGGGGCCGCCGUCUCUUUCGGCGUUGAUGCCGUCGCUACUCCCUACCUAAGCGAACAUCUCUCCUCCUGGCUCAUGCUCCUCGUCUCGCUCCCGCUCACCGCAUUCGUCAUCAGCACCGUCAUCGACACGAAUUACGAUAAAGAAGGCGUGGUGUAUGAGAACGAGGUGAUCGAGACGGAUCAUGGGUUGGAGAAGAUUGCGGAUCUUCCGAGGGAGGAGUCGGAGGGGAAGACGGGGGAGGUGGAUGUGGAUACGAAGAGUGUGGUUUAGGCUUUAGGCUUUACGGGGAGGUUUCAAUGAAUGUGUUGGGUUUUAACUUUUAGGAUCAAUUGGGACAAUACUGUUCGUGUUUCUACUUUAAUAGAUAUACCUUAGUCUCACCGAGGGAGUCUAUG
Molecule: messenger RNA, 1585 nt
Organism: Stereum hirsutum FP-91666 SS1
Lineage: Eukaryota; Fungi; Basidiomycota; Agaricomycetes; Russulales; Stereaceae
Exons: 12
Coding region: 54-1460 (468 amino acids)
Source: RefSeq, a predicted model, not a curated record